Messenger RNA from Nicotiana tabacum (common tobacco), 2896 nucleotides. NCBI's taxonomy places the organism in Eukaryota, Viridiplantae, Streptophyta, Magnoliopsida, Solanales, Solanaceae. The record is from RefSeq and is a predicted model, not a curated record.
AUUCUCGCUCAUUUCACAGUUGUAUUACUGGAUCCCUAUAUAUCUCUAUCAGCUAUCUCAUUUUCCGGUUACCGUUCAGGUUUCCGACCAUAUCCUUUCUUCUUUUCCGGCAACCAAUUUCGGUUAAUAUCUGUAUGGUGUUGUGUUUGUUUGACUCUUAGGUUUGUUUUGAUUUCAAUUCGGUAAUUCGAUUUUGUUUUGAACAUUAAAAUUUGCUUCUUCUGAAAGGUCAGUGUGGGGAUUUUUGGUUCGUAUAGUGGUGUGUUAGAAGGUGAUUAUCUUUUGAUUAAGUUCUCUUUUUGCUUCUUUUGAGGGGGUAGCCGGGGCUCCGGCCUCGGCGGGUUCUAAAGCCCCCAGUUAUUACAACAUUGGUGAAAAUUCUGUUGUAUAAAAAAAUCCUUUAAUUUUCUCUCUAUUCUUUGAUUCUUUUGUUUUUAUACUUUCGUAAAAGAAAACAAAUAGAUUAGGGAAGAGAUGCCUGCCUUAGGUUGUUGUGUAGACGCUGCUGUUUCUCCUCCUCCCGGCUAUUCCUUCCUUUGGGAUAGUUCUCUUCCCGCGCCGGAGAUUUUUCCCUCCGGCGUACCUCCGUCGACAAACACCGCCGUUGCCACCACCACCACCACCCAUUGGUCUCCGGCGCACUCAUCCGCUCUUUAUUCUAUUGACGGAUGGGGCGCUCCGUAUUUCACCGUUAAUUCCUCCGGUGAUAUCUCCGUUAAGCCACAUGGUACGGAUACUCUGCCUCACCAGGAAAUCGAUCUCCUUAAGGUCGUGAAAAAGGCCUCCGACCCGAAAAAUUUGGGCGGACUCGGGUUGCAGUUUCCGCUCGUUGUUCGGUUCCCUGAUAUUCUGAAAAACCGGUUGGAGUCUCUUCAAUCCGUUUUUGAUUAUGCGGUUCAGUCACAAGGUUAUGAAGCUCACUACCAAGGUGUUUAUCCUGUGAAAUGCAACCAGGACAGGUUCGUUGUUGAAGAUAUUGUCAAAUUCGGAUCGGGUUUCCGGUUCGGUCUCGAAGCUGGGUCUAAACCUGAGCUCCUCCUAGCUAUGAGCUGUCUCUGCAAAGGCAGUCAUGAGGGUCUUCUUGUGUGCAACGGGUUCAAGGAUGCUGAGUACAUUUCGCUUGCUUUGGUUGCAAGGAAGCUCAUGUUGAAUACAGUAAUUGUCCUUGAACAAGAGGAGGAGCUUGAUUUGGUGAUUGACAUCAGCAAGAAAAUGGCGGUCCGGCCUGUGAUCGGGCUUCGGGCUAAGCUCAGGACCAAACAUUCGGGUCAUUUCGGAUCCACUUCUGGAGAGAAAGGUAAAUUUGGGCUCACGACAACACAGAUUGUUCGUGUGGUGAAGAAGCUAGAAGAAUCCGGAAUGCUGGAUUGUCUUCAGUUGCUGCAUUUUCAUAUCGGAUCUCAAAUCCCUUCGACGGCUUUGCUUGCUGAUGGCGUUGGUGAGGCUGCCCAGAUUUACUGUGAAUUAGUCCGCCUCGGUGCUGGCAUGAAAUACAUUGAUUGUGGUGGUGGCCUUGGAAUUGACUAUGAUGGUACAAAAUCAUGUGAUUCCGAUUGUUCUGUUGGAUAUGGCCUUCAGGAAUAUGCAUCUACGGUUGUUCAAGCUGUUCGAUUUGUUUGUGACCGGAAGAACGUGAAACAUCCGGUGAUCUGUAGCGAGAGUGGGAGAGCAAUUGUAUCUCAUCACUCUGUUCUGAUAUUUGAGGCUGUGUCUUCAACUACAACACGCUCACAAGAGUUAUCUUCUGUUGAUCUCCAGUCAUUUGUGGAGAAGCUCAAUGAUGAUGCUCGUGCUGAUUAUCGGAAUUUAUCUGCUGCUGCUAUUCGUGGAGAGUACGAUACGUGUGUACUUUAUGCUGAUCAGUUGAAACAGAGAUGUGUGGAGCAGUUCAAAGAUGGUGAUUUGGACAUUGAACAACUUGCUGCAGUAGAUGGCAUUUGUGAUUUCGUGUCGAAGGCUAUUGGGGCUUCUGAUCCUGUCCGCACAUACCAUGUGAAUCUUUCGAUCUUCACUUCAGUUCCUGAUUUUUGGGCAAUUGACCAACUAUUCCCAAUUGUUCCCAUCCAUAAGCUAGAUGAACGGCCUGUAGUUCGAGGAAUUUUAUCGGACUUGACCUGUGAUAGUGAUGGGAAGAUUGAUAAGUUCAUUGGAGGAGAGUCAAGCUUGCCGCUCCAUGAAUUAGGAAGUAAUGGUGGUGGUGGUGGUGAUGGUGGAAAAUAUUAUCUAGGAAUGUUUUUGGGUGGGGCUUAUGAGGAGGCGCUUGGGGGACUCCAUAACCUAUUUGGCGGACCCAGCGUUUUGCGUGUGUCACAGAGCGAUAGCCCACACAGCUUCGCCGUGACAUGUGCUGUUCCUGGUCCGUCCUGUGCUGACGUUCUCCGGGCGAUGCAGCACGAGCCUGAACUCAUGUUCGAGACGCUCAAGCACCGCGCUGAAGAAUUCGUGCACAAUGACGACGAACAAGAAGAAGAUAAAGGGCUUGCAUUUGCAUCUUUGGCCAGCAGCUUAGCUCAGUCAUUCAACAAUAUGCCUUACCUUGUUACUAAUUCAUCUUGCUGCCUUACUGCUGCUGCCAAUAACGGUGGCUAUUACUAUUGCAAUGAUGAGAACAUUGUUGGAGUUGGCGCAGAAUCUGCUGCAGCUGAAGAAGAGCUUUGGCCUUACUGUGUUGCUUGAAGUAUCUUGGAACAUUUCCAGUUUCCACCAUUGUUGUUCCUUUUUUGUUUCAAUAAAGUGGCAAUUUAGUUUGUCGUUGAGGUCGUCUGUUUCGUUAAUUAUGUCAUAGUUUAAGUCAUUUUUUGGUUUAAUUUUCUGUUGUUGGACGCCAGAAAUUGUGGAGAAACCAAGGACUAUGUAAUCUCCCCCGUCUUAUUAAAUGCAUUUACUUUUGUUACAA